Messenger RNA from Otolemur garnettii (small-eared galago), 6760 nucleotides. It is a transcript of the gene ADAM23, whose product is annotated as ADAM metallopeptidase domain 23. Gene Ontology annotation, biological process: proteolysis. Bases 1010 to 3343 code for a protein of 777 amino acids. Gene Ontology annotation, molecular function: metalloendopeptidase activity. NCBI's taxonomy places the organism in Eukaryota, Metazoa, Chordata, Mammalia, Primates, Galagidae. The transcript has 25 exons. The record is from RefSeq and is a predicted model, not a curated record. Gene Ontology annotation, cellular component: presynaptic membrane.
CAUGCGGGUCCGUGCGCUCCGGACGUGUCCCCCCGGCUCGGCCUUUUUGCCCUCCCAGCCUGCCUCUCCACCCUUCUCUUUUUCCAGCCCCCCAUUCAUUCUAGUUCACUUUUGGAAGUCCAUUUCUGUUUUGCAUUCGCUAAAAACCCACUGGGAAGUAUUUAGUGGAUGGUGGAUCCCUCAGCGAUCUCUAUGCAACUUGCGGAGGGGAAACCAGUGGAUGGGAAAUGCAGUGAAGGAGCAAGUUGCUUUUUGCGUGGGGAGCCUUAGUGUGGAUGCAGGGAGGAUGCAAUAAUAGUGGCAAUGGGUCGUUUCCUCGAAUUUCCUACCGGGCAUAUUCACUGCUGUUGGGAUGAAGGUGGGGGAGGCAUACUUUGGAGACCAAAGAAUUAAGGUGUGGAAGACAACUUCGUGUACAACCUUUGGUUGUGAUUUUUCGAAGUGGUUCUUAUUAUAACGAACAAUUAAAGUAAUGUUUAAUAUAUUGAUGAUUGGCAAUCAGUGAAAGCAGAAAGCUGGCUUUGGUAGGAAAAUAAAAAGAAAUUGGAAAGCUGCCAGCGUCUGUAUCUCAAUGUGGCAAAGGGUUUUUGCUCAGUUUAAAGUUAAAAGAGACACGAGUUGUCCAUUUUGUUAAAAGAAUCAAUUAACAUUCCGUGUCUAUGAAUUCAGCCCUCAAGUUUUCUUAGGAGUUUGCUUAGCUCUCACAUGGGAUACUGUUAGGAAGAGUAGGGUUGAACUGGGAUGGAGGUGAGAAUUGGGACCUCUGAGUGAGUUCAUUUAAUGCCCUCCCCCCAAACUUUGAAGUAUAGAUUUAAGAUUGAUUAGAAAGUGUAUAUAUCAAGAAUAAAUCAAAUCAAAAGUACAUUACUAUAUAAGUCUUCCUGGCUAUUAACCUAUCCAGGCCAUUACAGUAUUGAAACAACUUGCUUCACUGUUUUUGUACCUCUUACCUGCUUAUAAAGAGAGAACUCUAUGUUUGCAAUUAAUGGAGAAAUGAGUUUUAGUGCUUAUGUAUUUAUGGGUACAUAUAUAUGUGUGUUUGUAUAUGUUUGUGCUUCCUGCUCCCCCAGCUCCACUUUGGAAUGAAACUGCAGAAAAAAAUUUGGGAGUCCUGGCAGUUGAAGACAAUACAUUGCAACAGAAUAGCAGUCACAGCAAUGUAAUGCAGAAAGAAAUUACACUGCCUUCAAGACUCGUGUAUUACAUCAACCAAGAUUCGGAAAGCCCCUAUCAUGUUCUUGACACAAAGGCAAGACACCAGCAAAAACAUAACAAGGCUGUCCAUCUGGCCCAGGCAAGUUUCCAGAUUGAAGCCUUCGGCUCCAAAUUCAUUCUUGACCUCAUACUGAACAAUGGUUUGUUGUCUUCUGAUUAUGUGGAGAUUCACUACGAAAAUGGGAAACCGCAAUACUCUAAGGGCGGAGAGCACUGUUACUACCAUGGAACCAUCAGGGGCGUCAAGGACUCCACUGUGGCCCUGUCGACUUGCAAUGGACUUCAUGGUAUGUUUGAAGAUAACACCUAUGUGUACAUGAUAGAGCCGCUGGAGCUGAUUCAUGAAGAGAAAAGUGCAGGUCGACCACAUAUAAUCCAGAAAACCUUGGCGAGACAGUAUUCUAAGCAAGUGAAGAAUCUCACUGCAGAAGGCAGUGACCAGUGGCCAUUUCUGUCUGAAUUACAGUGGUUGAAAAGAAGAAAGAGAGCAGUGAAUCCAUCUCGUGGUGUAUUUGAAGAAAUGAAGUAUUUGGAACUUAUGAUUGUUAAUGAUCACAAAACGUAUAAGAAGCAUCGCUCUUCUCCUGCGCAUACCAACAACUUUGCAAAGUCUGUGGUCAACCUUGUGGAUUCCAUUUACAAGGAGCAGCUCAACACCAGGGUCGUCCUGGUGGCUGUGGAGACCUGGACUGAGAAGGAUCAUAUUGACAUCACCACCAACCCUGUGCAGAUGCUCCAUGAGUUCUCCAAAUACCGGCAACGCAUCAAGCAGCAUGCCGACGCUGUGCACCUCAUCUCGCGGGUGACGUUCCACUACAAGAGAAGCAGUCUGAGUUACUUUGGAGGUGUUUGUUCUCGCACAAGAGGAGUUGGUGUGAAUGAGUAUGGUCUUCCAAUGGCAGUGGCACAAGUGUUAUCGCAGAGCCUGGCUCAAAACCUUGGAAUCCAAUGGGAACCUUCUAGCAGAAAGCCAAAAUGUGACUGCACAGAAUCCUGGGGUGGCUGCAUCAUGGAGGAAACAGGGGUAUCCCAUUCCCGAAAAUUCUCAAAGUGCAGCAUUUUGGAGUAUAGAGACUUCUUACAGAGAGGGGGUGGAGCUUGCCUUUUCAACAGGCCAACAAAGCUGUUUGAGCCCACAGAAUGUGGUAAUGGCUAUGUAGAAGCUGGGGAGGAAUGUGACUGUGGCUUCCAUGUGGAAUGUUACGGGUUGUGCUGUAAGAAAUGCUCUCUCUCCAAUGGCGCCCACUGCAGCGACGGGCCCUGCUGUAACAACACGUCAUGUCUUUUUCAACCACGCGGGUAUGAAUGUCGGGAUGCUGUGAAUGGGUGUGAUAUUACCGAAUAUUGUACUGGAGACUCUGGCCAGUGCCCACCAAAUCUUCAUAAGCAAGAUGGAUAUGCAUGCAAUCAAAAUCAGGGCCGCUGCUACAACGGCGAGUGCAAGACCAGGGACCACCAGUGCCAGUACAUCUGGGGAACAAAGGCUGCAGGGUCUGACAAGUUCUGCUAUGAGAAGCUGAACACAGAAGGCACCGAGAAGGGUAACUGCGGGAAGGACGGAGACCGAUGGAUCCAGUGCAGCAAACAUGAUGUGUUCUGUGGAUUUUUACUCUGUACCAAUCUUACUCGAGCUCCACGGAUUGGCCAACUUCAGGGUGAGAUCAUCCCAACUUCCUUCUACCAUCAAGGCCGGGUCAUUGACUGCAGUGGUGCUCAUGUAGUUUUAGAUGAUGAUACAGAUGUGGGCUAUGUGGAAGAUGGAACGCCAUGUGGCCCGUCCAUGAUGUGUUUAGAUCGGAAGUGCCUACAGAUUCAAGCUCUAAACAUGAGCAGCUGCCCACUCGAUUCCAAGGGUAAAGUCUGUUCAGGCCACGGGGUGUGUAGUAAUGAAGCCACCUGCAUCUGUGAUUUCACCUGGGCUGGGACAGACUGCAGUAUCCGGGAUCCAGUUAGGAACCCACACCCCCCCAAGGAUGAAGGACCCAAGGGUCCUAGUGCCACCAAUCUCAUAAUAGGCUCCAUCGCUGGUGCCAUCCUGGUAGCAGCUAUUGUCCUUGGGGGCACAGGCUGGGGAUUUAAAAAUGUCAAGAAGAGGAGGUUCGACCCCACUCAGCAAGGCCCCAUCUGAACCAGCCUCCCUGGACGAGCACCCCCUAGCGUGGCGGGACGCUGGGUCUCACGUACUUGCAGCGGUGCUGCCGGAACUGCUAAGUCUGUAAACAAGGACCUGGGGUGGUAGCGACUCCAGAGCUAAAGUUGGGGGGACAGGGAUGGUGUAAAAGAAAGCUGUCCCCUGUGGAAAUAAUUUCAAAGAACCCCUCCCACCACCUGUCAAUAAAGGGGAGCAAAAGACCAUGUUAUAAAAAGAACUGUUUCAGAAUCUUUUUUUCUAACUAAAGAAAAAAGGAACAAUACCAACAAAAAAGUGCAAUAAAAGAACCAUUAAAAAAUAGCAAAUGAUUUCUUUCCCCUCAGCCUGCUGGCACUUAAUAUCUCCUAAAUGAUUUGGCAUGAUUUGUUUUCCUUUACUACCCAUGACAAAACUCCAGUGGCAUGAAGAUCUAAUUCUCGAAAGGGUAAAAACUGCAUGGCAUAUAUACAACAACAAGCUAGCAAGCCAAUCUCAGCAACACCUGCAACGGAAUUCCUAAGGUGAAGAUGACAGACGAACACGCAGAAGCUGCCUGGGUCUCUUCACCUAAAUGCCUCCCUACCCGCCCCGACUCCGUAAGGCCCCUCACCCCUCACCCCCACUCCCCGCUCCAGACCAGGCCAUGGCAGAACCCCAUGGACCACGCUCUUGUUGAUCGACUCUCUUCAGUUGUUAUUUCCCCAGGAGUGAGCAUCCUUUGAAAUGGGAGCUGGAAUUUGAACACUGAUGCUAUUGUAUAGUUCUUUUAUAAAUGUAAAUAUGGAAAUAAGAGAUGUCGACACUUCAUUUUCACUCAUCUGUAUUGAGAUAUUUUUCCUGUAAAGGUUCUUUGUAGAUCUGUUUUAACGUUCGCUUCUCAUCUGUUUUGUUUCUUUUCUCUUUGUCUCUGUCCCUCUUUCUUGUUACAUGGACAAAGAUGACCAGGCUUGCUUAAAAGACGGAUGAAGCCACAGAUGCGGGAGUUUGGGCACAGAAUAGGUGCAGUUUAAAGUUGGUAUGUUUGUAACCAAAACCAGACCAAGGGGGGAGGAAAACAAAACAAACAACCCAUAUCAAAACACGAAAGUUAUGUAAAUGCAAAUAUGUGUACUCACCAGUCUCCAAAAUGUUUCGUUGUCAUGAUAAACGUAUGUAUAUGAUGUAAGAAAGUAGAAACCCUCUCAAAGUAAUCACAAAAGUGCCAAGCUCAUGAUUUUAUUUUUUUUGGGUUUUUCAGCUUUCUUUCCCUGUCUUUAAUGUGAAAGGAGGAUAAACUUAAAGCCUUAAAUAAAAAAAUAAUUAUAAUUUUUAAGUGUUGAAAGCUUGGGAAAAAUUAAGCUUUCCAUUUUAUUUGUAUCUGUUAGUGUCAAUAUUUCAUUCAUGCUUCAUCUUCCUGCCUCAAAAUAUAUAUGGUAGAACCCCAUUGCAAACGUGGUUAUGGGGCAGAAGCAGCAGCCACCUGUUCAAAGCGUUGUCAUAAUAGGCUUUCAUUCUGUGUAUUGUGUUUGCAAAAACAUCCAAUCUCGGAACGCUGGGUUGUGCUGGAUUAUAAUGGGAUUCUACUAUGUACAGAGUCACCGUCUUCUUUUUCCUGCAGGCAGAGUUUGCAGAUGUAAUCUGAGGUUCUGAAGUCCCUCUGAGCUUCCUUCACUUUCACCGAUUUCAUUUUUCUAUUUACGGUCAAGAUAGCUUCUGUCCGAGUGUUAAUAUAAUUGAGGUAAUAAAGAAAUGUGGCUGCAGCCUUGUUUUGAAUGCACAGACUCAUACAUAGUCACUUUGGUGAGCAUCCUUCUAGAGAUGAGCUUCAGUAAAGGCCCCCCAAAAGUCCCCACUUAACUGAUGUCCUCUCUGUAGGAACAGGACACUUACUUCUUCAUGACAUGAAAUCCAUGGCUAGAUUUAGCUCUAAGUCCCCUUUGCAGCAAGAUUCAUGACAUAAGUUUGAGAACUUUUUCUUUGACUUUGGAAAGGAUUAUUUCCUAAAGAUGCACUGCUUAAAACAGUAUCUUUGGUUGUGUGAGGAUCACAGUCACAAAACAGAAACCUUAAUUGCUAUAUGCUACAAUAGACUGUCACCUCACAUCUCACUGCUGUUGUUGCUUUUUGAGUAAUAGGUGCUACACAGGUAGGGGGACUUAACUCUAGGACUUGCUGUAUGUUUGUAUUGUGAUAACAGGGCUAUCCACACGGUCUCUCCGCCUUAGCCCUGGCUUCAUAAGACACAGGUUACAUCCCUCUGCUUAGUGACAGUGGCUCUUUCAGCCCGGAGGAAGCUUGAAGAAAACUCAGAUUACUUGACGUCUCUUCCUGUUGCUGCAUUGCUGAGUGUCUCCUGUCCCAGUCUGGAAGCUGAGCUGCUGCUCAGUACCGUAUACCUUUCACCACUCUUCCAGAGGCGCUGUGAUGACUUAACAGCAACAAAACCAUGGUGGCUAGAAAACAUGUUAAAUCUCUAUUGUUAACCUUUGAGCAUUUCACAGACAACAUUGUCAAUGUGCGAUGUUACGUUUCAAAUCAGACCACAGUGGUCCCCGGAUAUUAUGUACAUAUGGCAAAUGUCCGUGUAACUUUUUGUUACACUGGCAGUUUCAUAGGUAAUUGAACCUAUGCUCCAAUGUUAAAUUAUUUGUGUGUAUAUGUAAAAUACACAAGCUUUAAACUAUGUGUGGAUGAAUUUGAGAGAGAAUGCAACCCUAUCAGUGACAAACAAUGGAUUAUAAUUAUUUUUGGUGGUAUAGGUUAUGUAGUUUCAAACUCUUUGCUCUAUUUUUCCCUUGUACCUGCCGUUCAUUUGCCUGUUUUUAUGGUAUGGGUAUUCCUUGUUAUUAAUUUGAGCUCAAAGCACAAGUAUAUCACCAUUUAAGGUUACCCAACAAGUGUUAGUGUGAAGUGAUGACCAAGUUCCCAUUUCACCUGCUAUACUUUUGCUGCAUUAGUUAACGACACCUGGAUGAGGAGACAUGCGCUACCUUCAUUGCUCACCUGAUAGUGCAUGAGCCCAUUGAAUUAGAGCUAUGCCUUCUAGAGAACUGAAUAGUACACGUAGGUGCAUGUGACCAAACACAAAUCACACCAAGCUGUGGGAUUUUACCCACUGGUGUAUUUUGUUUUUAUUUUUUACUAUGCAAAGAUGAGAAAUGCACAAACUUUUCAAAGACUAGUGUCUAAAGAACUUUAUGGACAAUACUUGAACUCUUUCUUUAAAGUCAUCCCAUCAUGUUUUAUAGUCCUUGUUGCUUCCAUAGUUGAUUUUAAUUUGUAAGUGCUUUGUAAUUCUUUUAGUGCACAACCUAAAGUUUCGUUUGAAGUUAAUAAAUUCAUUCAUAUCUUGUUGGCUGCCUAUGAAUGGAGAUUCAGUAGUCAUUGUAUGCAUCUUUUAGUCAAGUGUGUAUUAAAACUUUUUUUAACGUAGAA